Guillardia theta CCMP2712 is the source of this 597-nucleotide messenger RNA. RefSeq lists its product as hypothetical. The transcript is spliced from 3 exons. The record is from RefSeq and is a predicted model, not a curated record. The coding region runs from base 1 to 597 and encodes 198 amino acids. NCBI's taxonomy places the organism in Eukaryota, Cryptophyceae, Pyrenomonadales, Geminigeraceae.
AUGGCUCAGCUACUGGUUUUGUCAUGCGGAGCCUCUCAGGAGGGCUGCGAAAGCGGCUGGGCUUGUCUUGUGCGGCGAGGACGGCAGGAGGUGAAAGUUGAUGUGCUUGCGGCAUAUAACGACUGGGUCAUGGAGAUCGCGAUGCCCAAGGAGAUCCACAUGGUCGGCUUACGGAUGAGUGUCGUGGGAGAUAAGAAAGGCUUCAUGCGGUACCGUAGAAACUCUGAGAUCCAUGCUGCUGCAAGACAGACAGAAGGACGCGAGUCAUGGUUCACGUUCGUUCUGCCUGGACCUCCAGCUGAUGAUUAUCGCCUGACCGUUGAGAUCGACAUCAGCAGGCAGCACCAUGCCAUUGAAACUACCUUGUACACUCACUCCAUCAGAUUCGUUGAUCUUGACCACCGCAAACUGAAAGUCGGAGAAAUCUUCGACAGUCUUACCAUCAUUCCAGAUGAGAAUGCUACAAGUCACGGCAACGAAAUCCAAUGUAAACUUCUCAGUGCCGAUGAGAAAGAAUUGAUUCUCAUCUUUUCUCUUCCACAAGCUGAGCAACAAACGUUUUCCAUGGGCACAAACUUGUUCUGUCAGUUCAAGUGA